Tuber aestivum (summer truffle) is the source of this 2205-nucleotide messenger RNA. The record is from the annotation of a GenBank genome assembly. Lineage: Eukaryota; Fungi; Ascomycota; Pezizomycetes; Pezizales; Tuberaceae.
AUGGCACUUUCAGAUGCUAUGCAUUCCAACCUCACCCACGCCGACGAACCCCAAUCCAGCCGGAAGAACAGUCUCACCCCUUCCCACCGCCGAUCAAUUUCUUCCCUGCUCCAGGGACCGAUCGUUGCCGGCUCGCAAUUAAAAGCUGUGGUGGUCGGGAGCGUUGAGAAGUGGCGCCGGGACGAGAGCGUUGGUAGGGAGCGGAGUGAGAGUCAGAGCUUUGUGCUGGAUUUGCUGAAAGGUCGUAGGGUGGCUGCGAGGUAGGUUGGCUGGCUUCCACGAAAUUGACCGAUGGUGGGGCAAUUUUCAGAGCCUCAACUCUUGUUUUUCCUCCCCGUCUAUUGUGUGGGAGCUGAGUUGGCUUGGCAGGGCAAGCCCCACUCCCCCAUUACCCGCUCUUACGACCCUUGCGGGAACUUGACUUUUGAUAUUACAGACCUACAUAACUUACCCCUUGUUGAAUUCGUACAAGGUUACUAACAAACAAUCUUGUAACAAAAUCAACAGAAUUUUUACAUGCCGCCCGGAUCCAGAAGGCAUGACAGAGGUGGAGGGGGGUUUAAAUGAAGAGGAGGAAGCCAAGGAGGUAGAGGCGGUAGAGGCGGUCGAGGAGGGAGAGCCCAAGGAAGAACCUCGACUAGAACUGGGGAUCGACCAAAGAAGCACGUGUUUCCUAUCAAUCAGCUCUAAUAUAUGAUCGCACGACCCCUCUCCACCACAGGGGACCGCCCCGACAAUUGAGUAACAGAACUCCGGAACCCGAAGAUCCCAAUUCUAAUCCCGAAACUUCAGAUGAUCCCGAACUGCGCGCUUGCAAAGACUCUGGGAAAGACUUAGGUAGCGACGACCCCGAAUUGCAAUCGGAAGAUGACAUAGUAGCAGCAAAACCUUACAACCUCCUACUCCAAUAUCCGGUCACAAGCAAAGAGUCCAAUUAACGCAAUCCUAAACGUCGAAAACUUGAUCACACAGAAACCGAAGAGGAUGGGAUCAUCUUGGAAGACGGUGAAGAUUUAGCAAAUGAGCCCGAGGAAAAGGAAGAGUCCGAAGAAGAGGCCAUAGACGUAGGCUCAGAUAACGAGGAUCAAUCCGACCUAUUUGAAUGACAUUUUCCGAGCCCCUUACCCUCUAGAUUGGCUUCCAUCUCCUCCUCUUCGAAAGAUGAAUGCAAGGAUACUAAGCUGCCUAAAUAUAGACUACUUGGGAAUGCCUGCCUAUCCAUUCCAGGAGGCUCGGAGCAAAACAUAGGUGGAAGAAGCAUUGAAGGCCUAAAAGACCUGAAUUUGAAGAAGCUGGUCGCUGAAGAGCUGACCCCGCUACAGAAGUCAUUAGGGCAGCUUGUCUUCAAUUACGUGGAUGUUUUAUAUGGUGAACGAACACUAGGCAAUGCUGAAGAGUUACGGAGGAUGUAUUCCUUGCAUGCGCCAAAUCAUGUUCUAAAGUAUGUUCACACCCAAGUACUAGAUCGUCUUCAUACCAAUCAAAACUCAGGACCCGAGACCGAGUUCUAAAGAACAGAACUAUGCCCGGCUAGCAAAGGCUACGGGCGAGGAAAUUGAGUUCCGAGAUCAAGGCUUCAGAAGGCUCAAAAUCCUUUUCAUACUACCAACUUGAAAGGCUUGCGUGGAAAGAAAUAAAUGCACUAGUCGACAUAUCAUACCACAACCAGCGCAACAAGUAAGUUCAUCCUCCCUCGAAUACCUAUCACACUGCCAAAUAUUCACGGAAAACAAAAAACGCUUUCAAGAUACAUACUACACCCCCCCGGAUGCCGAGCAGAUUAGCCCCAACAAGCCGGAAGACUUCCGUGCUCUCUUUAGCGGAAACUACGACGACCUCUCCAGGUUAGGCUUAAAAUUAACUCGGAAAAACUCACAAGUGCUUUAGUGAAUUCUACAACUCCGAUAUGAUCCUCGCUUCACCACUUGGGUUGAGUAUGACUAUUGGUGAUGAGUCCGACAAAAAGCGCGACUACGAUUUCCUCUCCAGUAUAGAAUUGGUGGUAGUGGAUCAAGCCGACGCAUUGCUUAUGCAAAAUUCGAAUCGCCUAGAGCAUAUCUUCAAACACCUCAAUUUGAUACCCAAGGAUCCGCAUGGUUUUGACUUUGGGCGCGUACGGAACCGGUAUUUAGACACUAAUGCAAAAUACAACAGACACAUGUUGGUGCUCGGCGGGUUCGUGACACCGGAGAUGAAGUUGUUUAA